This is a messenger RNA of Laccaria bicolor S238N-H82, 588 nucleotides long. RefSeq names its product ectomycorrhiza-regulated small secreted protein (gene MISSP21.9). Lineage: Eukaryota; Fungi; Basidiomycota; Agaricomycetes; Agaricales; Hydnangiaceae. The record is from RefSeq and is a predicted model, not a curated record. Bases 1 to 588 code for a protein of 195 amino acids. The transcript is spliced from 2 exons.
AUGCAUUUUGCGUUCACAGACCUCUCCAUCGAGCUGGCUCUCGAGAUCCUUCGUUUAGCGUCGGCACCCGUUAUAGUGUCGGACGAAACGGCUUUCAUUGGCAAAUCCACAAAAACGUCGUACUACUCCACCGCCCUCGCCCUGGCCUCCGUCUCAUAUGCCAUAAGGCAAGUAACGAUGCCCUACCUCCUCCACACCGUCGUCCUCCGCUCUACCUCAAACGUACACGCGUUCAUUAACGCCCUCCGCCUCCAAGAGGAAUAUAGCCAGUGCAGCAGCCGGCUCCAGCUUGAUUACAAGAUGAUCCGGCACGGACUAUACACUCCUCUAUCCAAUAUUAUCCGGGCUCGAGAGCCUAGGGCUGAAUUUCAGGUCGUUAUCGCUCUUAUACAACGGACUCGCGCACGCCUCUGUGGAUUUCGCGCAAGAGUGGAAGUGUCGACGCGUUACGCUGGCUGGGCCCAUGGUGAGGUGGAAGCCAUUGACGUCUACGCCCGAGGGGUUGGCGUUUUUAGGGCAAAUUACGCAUUUGACGCUUUGGAUUCCCGAACAUUCCACCUUUUCGGGGUUCCCUCCGCCUGCUUCUGA